AUGUCAUCGUAUAAAUUUGACAAUAUACCUGAUCGAUUAGAAUGGUCUAAAUUAGAUUGUGUUGGUCAAAUACCAAUAGUUCGUGUUGGUCAUUCAGCUUGUUUUGUAUUAAAUGCCAUUUUAACGUCGGUGGGAGAUGAUCACUAUGAACGGGGUUGUAUUUACAUAUUAGGCGGAGCAAAUCCCUCGCAAUGUUUUGCUGAUAUUCAUAUGCUAACAUUAUCAUCAUUAAAAUGGACUAAAAUAAUUGAUAAUGAAGAAACACUACGUAAAUACGAACAUUCGACCGUUUAUUAUCCAUUAAAAAAUUCGAUCAUUUAUUUUGGUGGUGCUAAUACUGAGAAAAAUUUUAAUGAUGUUAAUCAGUUUAACAUAGCACAAAAAGCAUUUCAGAUAUUAACUGUUGGUUCGAAUAUUGUCUCUCCACGUACACAUCAUACAUCAGUAAUAAUUAACGAUAGUUUUUACAUAUUCAGUGGUGGUGAUAAACAAAGUAAAGCCGUUUGUGAUAGUGAACUUUAUCGUUUUGAUAUUGAAACUCGUACAUGGGAAACCGUACAAGUACAUGGUAUACCUCCAGAACAACGUCAUGGACAUUGUAUGUUAGCUGUUAAUAGAACACUUUAUUUACAUGGAGGAAUGGAUAAUCGGACAUUUUUUAAGACAUUAUACUCAAUUGAUUUAGAACAACAGACAUUACAUUGGACUGAGUAUAAAACAGAAUCUAAUUGGCCAAUGGCACGAGCGGCACAUGGUGGAGUAGCAUGGGAUGAGAGACUUUAUAUUUUUGGUGGUCUAGGACAAGGUGGUCCAGCAUUGAACGAUCUAUGGUCUUGGGAUUGUACCACGAAACAAUGGACAGAAUUAUGUUGUCGAAAUCAAUCAAUUAUUUCUCCUAGACUUGAUUUUGCUUGUUGUUUAAUACAAAUAGAUAAAAGUCGUUUAGAACAGCAGUCACACGAGAAUUAUGAUGAGACGUCAUCAUCUAAUGAUUGUCAAAAAUCUGUACAUAAAAAUCUUGUUGCGCUUAUGUUUAUUCAUGGUGGAACAGAUACAGAGGGUGAGGUAUUUGAUGACUGUUUUAUACUAAGAAUUGAUGAAAAAUGA
Molecule: messenger RNA, 1107 nt
Organism: Didymodactylos carnosus
Lineage: Eukaryota; Metazoa; Rotifera; Eurotatoria; Philodinida; Philodinidae
Source: the annotation of a GenBank genome assembly